Molecule: messenger RNA, 465 nt
Organism: Aspergillus bombycis
Lineage: Eukaryota; Fungi; Ascomycota; Eurotiomycetes; Eurotiales; Aspergillaceae
Exons: 1
Coding region: 1-465 (154 amino acids)
Source: RefSeq, a predicted model, not a curated record
AUGGCUGCCAGCGGCCGCUACGGUCCCAACCCCAAUAAUCACCGGGACCAACAAGAAUUGUCCAAUAUCAUGCGCAAUCUAAAGUCCAGCUCUGACGGCACCGCCUCUUUUGUCAUGCGUGCCGAUGGUGUCCUCCGAACCCUAACGUCGGAUUACGACGUGGUAGACGCGAUCGGUCUUCCACCCCGACUGAUCAAAGCUUUUCUGGACCGGGAGGUAUUUGACCAGGACAUAGAAGACAUGUUUCGCGGGGCAGAUGGAACGAAAGUAUUCCAGGAGCAGUGGUGGAAGCCAGAUCCAUCGUUAUUGCCACCACCGCUGACGGCGGAGGAGAACGCGUGGAUUGAGGAGAACACGGAGGAGAACAUAGAAAUCAUUCAGGAGAAUACCAGGAGAAUGGAAAGCGGCGAGCUGAAGCCAUGUGGGUUUGUGAUUCGGUCGGAUCAUGAUAUCAGUCCUAGGUAG